AUGGAGAAAGCCAAGCAAAGAGUGUCAACCAAGAUGAAGCUUGCAUUUCUUCUUGGUCUCAUUUCCAUGCUUAUAGUGAGUCCUACCUCUUCAGCCACUCAAAAUCCAGAACUUGGAAGCAACUUGCAGACUUACAUCGUUCACGUUAAAAAGUCUGACGAUGUUGCUUCCCUUCAGUACGAGGAGUUACAUAACUGGUACCAUUCAUUACUGCCCGCCACUGCACAAACUCAGAACCAACAGCGCAUGGUUUUCUCAUACAAAAAUGUCGUUUCUGGAUUUGCUGCCAUGUUAACUCCAGAAGAAGCGAAAGCUCUGGAAGAAAAGGAAGAGAUUAUGUCAGCAAAACCCGAAGAGAUAUACUCUUUGCACACAACUCAUACGCCAAGCUUCUUAGGGUUGCAACAAGGACUCGGAUUGUGGGAAGACUCCAAUUUCGGCGAGGGCAUCAUAAUCGGACUUUUGGACACCGGCAUACAACCCUACCACCCUUCCUUCUCCGGCGAAGGAAUGCCGCCUCCACCGGCAAAAUGGAAAGGCUUCUGCGAAUUCAACGGAGAGAGGACUUGUAAUAACAAGCUCAUCGGUGCAAGAAACUUCGUCAAAAACUCAACUUUACCCGUAGACCCACCGUUUGAUCAAGUGGGUCAUGGAACUCACACAGCCAGCACAGCCGCCGGAAGAUUCGUCCAAAACGCCAGUGUUUUCGACAACGCUAAGGGCAUAGCAGUUGGUAUGGCACCCAAAGCGCACUUGGCAAUGUACAAAGUGUGCGAAUUACAUGGUUGUUCUGAAGGUGCAAUCCUAGCUGCAAUGGACGCUGCCGUUGAAGAUGGUGUGGAUGUUCUUUCUCUGUCUAUUGGUGGUCUCUCGUCUCCUUUCUUCCAUGACUCAAUAGCCCUUGGUGCUUUCAGUGCAGUUCAACAGGGGGUUUUUGUAGCCUGUUCAGCUGGUAACACUGGUCCUGAAAAUACCACUUUGUCCAAUGAAGCCCCAUGGAUUCUAACCGUUGGUGCAAGUUCCACAGACAGAAAAAUCGUAGCAGUAGCGAACCUUGGAAGUGGUGCACAAUACGAGGGGCAAUCUGUGUUCCAGCCAAAGGACUUUCCUUCAACGCCAUUGCCUCUUGUAUAUGCUGGUGCAAACGGGAACGAAUCAUCAACAUUUUGUGCCCCUGGAUCGUUACAGAACGUGGAUGUUAAGGGAAAGGUUGUGUUAUGCGAGCAAGGUGGUCACAUUGCAAGAGUCGACAAAGGGCAAGAAGUUAAAAAUGCCGGUGGAGCCGCCAUGAUCCUUAUGAACAGUGAAGAUGAGGCGUUUAAUCCCAUUGCUGAUGUGCAUGUUCUUCCUGCUACACACGUGAGCUACAAGGAUGGGUUGGCUAUUAAAAAUUACAUAAACUCAACGACCACACCCACAGCAACAAUCUUAUUCAACGGAACAGUGAUAGGGAAUCCGCUGGCUCCAGCAGUUACCUCAUUUUCUUCGAGAGGUCCAAGCUUUACAAGCCCCGGCAUUCUUAAACCAGACAUUAUAGGACCAGGAUUGAACAUCCUAGCUGCAUGGCCUGUGUCUGUGGACAACUCUACGACACCAUUCAUGAUCAUUUCUGGUACUUCAAUGUCUUGCCCUCACCUCAGUGGCAUUGCCGCUCUGCUCAAAUGCUCGCACCCAGAUUGGUCUCCUGCAGCCAUUAAGUCAGCAAUUAUGACCACUGCUGAGACAGUUAACCUAGGAGGAAAACCCAUAUUGGACGAAAGGCUUCAACCUGCAAAUGUUUUUGCAACUGGUGCAGGACAUGUGAACCCGAUCAAAGCAAACGAUCCUGGUCUUGUUUAUGAUAUCCACCCAGAAGAUUACGUUUCAUAUUUAUGUGGGUUGGGCUACACAGACAGACAAGUUGGAGUUAUUUUGCAAAGGAAAGUGACGUGCUUGGAGAUUAAAAGCAUAACGGAAGCAGAGCUAAAUUAUCCCUCAUUUUCUAUUCAACUGGGGUCUUCUUCGCAGACUUACACCAGAACGGUAACAAAUGUUGGAUCUGAAAAUUCUGUUUACAAUUUGGAACUUGACGUGCCUGAGGGAGUUGUGAUGAACGUGAACCCUCGCCAGAUAAAAUUCACAGGGUUGAAUCAGCGGGUUGCAUAUUCAGUCGAUUUUACUCCGCUACCUAAAAAAUUUAGAGAAGAUUUAGGGUUUUCCCAGGGGCAACUCACGUGGAUCUCUGAUAAACACACCGUGCGCAUCCCCAUAGCGGUCACCUUCGAGUGA
Neltuma alba is the source of this 2268-nucleotide messenger RNA. Its product is annotated as subtilisin-like protease SBT1.2. Gene Ontology annotation, biological process: proteolysis. The record is from RefSeq and is a predicted model, not a curated record. The coding region runs from base 1 to 2268 and encodes 755 amino acids. Gene Ontology annotation, molecular function: serine-type endopeptidase activity. Lineage: Eukaryota; Viridiplantae; Streptophyta; Magnoliopsida; Fabales; Fabaceae. The transcript has a single exon.